This is a messenger RNA of Populus nigra (black poplar), 2450 nucleotides long. Its product is annotated as crossover junction endonuclease EME1B. The transcript is spliced from 12 exons. The coding region runs from base 73 to 1734 and encodes 553 amino acids. The record is from RefSeq and is a predicted model, not a curated record. Lineage: Eukaryota; Viridiplantae; Streptophyta; Magnoliopsida; Malpighiales; Salicaceae. Gene Ontology annotation, biological process: DNA repair. Gene Ontology annotation, molecular function: DNA binding; nuclease activity. Gene Ontology annotation, cellular component: Holliday junction resolvase complex; nucleus.
UUGUAUCCCGCGCUUAUUCGAAGACACUAACCAAACCAGUAACAGUCUCUCUCUCUCUCUCUCUCGUGUUGAAUGUGGAAUCCGAUAAUCCUCUCCGAUGAAGAAGAAGAAAACCAAAAAACGCCACUCCCAUCUCUCCCUAAAAAACCCCGAACCCUACCCGAUCCGACCAUUCUAGUCCUCGACGUCGAUGACCCGACCCCACACAAAUCUCCCUCUUUCGUUCCCGAAACUCCAUUGUCCGAUGUCUCCAUCGUCAAAUGCACUUUCCCCCAUAUUAGGGUUCCCGAUUUUGAUUAUGAAACCCUCUCUGGAAAUGCUGGAUUGAUCUGUUUGGAAUCCGAAAAUGAUGAGCCGGAUAGUGCGAAAAACUGGAAGGAGAAGACGACUAUGGAUGCGGGUUAUGAUGAAGUGCAGGAGAGAAGAAGAUGGAGUACUUCUACCAACUUUGACUCAGUCGAUUGGCUUGUGGAUGCUAAUGUAAAUCAAAUGUCUGGGGUCAGUUCUUCGCAACCGAGUCUCUCACAAGAUGAUAUCUAUCAGAUAGGCGAUUGUCCUGAGAAAGAAAAUUUUAGCAUGGAGCAGAUGGCUUGCACCUUGAAAGAGAAAAGGAAAACUAAAGUUAACUCUGCCAGGGAAAAUAGUGCAGAUGAAGCAGUGGGAACGAAGAAUACAAAAAAGGAUGAAAGAAUUCGUUUAAUGGAAGAAAAGAAGCUAAAGAAAGAACAAGAGAAGUUGCAGAAAGCAGCUCUAAAGGCUCAAGCAGCAGAGUUGAAAAAAAUGGAGAAAGAAAUGCAAAAGUGGGAAAAAGGGAAGUUUGCUCUAAAUUCUAUUGUUGCUGAAUUUGACACUAGAGUAAUUGAGCAUGGCUCAGUGGGAGGACCUCUGCUUACCAGGUUUGCUGAGAAGGGCCUUACAUAUCGCGUAACAUCAAAUCCAAUUGAAAGAUCUAUUCUGUGGACCAUGAGUGCUCCAGAACAUAUUUCUCAGGUUUCUCGUGAAGGAACUGACAUUCAAUAUGUAGCCCUUGUAUAUGAAGCAGAAGAGUUCUGCAAUCUUGUUAUGAGUGAAUCUCUCCUGGAUCAUGUGUCUUCAGUUCGAAGCCGUUAUCCUUCUCAUACAAUUUGCUAUCUCACAAUUAGGCUGAUGGCUUAUGUCAAUAAAAGGGGAAAGGAGCAGUACAAGCAGCAGGAAAAUGAUGAUGGUUGGAGAUGUCCAUCUGUUGAAGAGGUGCUAGCAAAGUUAACCACACAUUUUGUUAGGGUACAUUAUAGGCUGUGCACAGAUGAAGCUGAGCUUGCUGAUCAUGUCUUUGGUUUGACACGCAGCUUGGCAUCUUGUCAAUUUAGAAAGAAGUUAACACAACUAUCCGUAAAUGCUAAUGGGUCCUUUAUCCCUAAAGACUUCAUUGACAGAAAUUUAAUAAAAAAGAGUCCAUGGUUAAAGGCUUUGGUAGCUAUUCCAAAGGUGCAGCCACGGUUUGCUAUUGCUAUAUGGAAGAAGUACCCUACCAUGAAGUCUCUUUUGAGUGUAUACAUGGACCCUAACAAAUCAGUGCACGAAAAGGAAUUUCUGCUUGAGAAUCUGACCACUGAGGGUUUCAUUGGUGGUGAAAGAAGAGUGGGUCAGAUUUGUUCAAAGCGAGUUUACAGGAUACUUAUGGCUCAAAGUGGAAACAUCAUAACUGAUAACGUUGAAGAUGGUGCUGACUUUUUCAGAGACCACUCAUCUUAAACAACUCCCUGCUGUUAUUCUCGGGGAUCAAGAGUAGAGGUUUCUAUAAAUCAUUUAUAAUUUUUUUCAGUCAUUCUUUCUUUAUGAGGACAAUUGAUCUGUUAACUUCACUUAGGAAAAUGACCUUCUUGUGGAAGUUCUAGUUGGAAUACACUCCCUCAAGUGGCAUUUUUCAUGUGUCAUGAUCAGUCAGGCCUGUUGACAAACAGAGCAAAUGAAAUCCAUCACCAGUGAAGGUGGGGAGAUUUGAGAUAGUUCUGUCUUGUUCUUGUCAGCAAGUUCUCAGACAUCUUUCAACGCAUCUGAAGGAUGAGGCCACCUCACGGGUAUUCUCUGUAGCUUUGCACUCGGGAUAACCACUCUUUAGUGCGCGCUUAUACUGGUAGAGUGUGAAUAUAGACACCAAUCACUAUUGCUAAGAUCAGCUAUAUCAGAAAUAGGUUUGCACUUCUUCCCAAGUUUCAACAGGUUACUUGGUCCUUAAUAAUCAUUCUGGAUUGUGAUGUCUCGUCAUCGUCCUGUCCUGGAGCCUACUGAUAGAUGACUACUGAAGUUCUCUUUGAUUUGUGUUUUGAGGUGGGGUGUUUAGUUUUAACUUUCAAUUGGUUGCUUGAUCAAUGGUUUCGAUCAGGUUGGUGAUGAGGGUUGGCCAAGUGCGUUAAGCCUGUUUGGGAUAUGAACUCCAUUAUUUAUUCAGGUUCCAAAUUUGAUCUCAA